Messenger RNA from Danio rerio (zebrafish), 4217 nucleotides. The record is from RefSeq and is a predicted model, not a curated record. NCBI's taxonomy places the organism in Eukaryota, Metazoa, Chordata, Actinopteri, Cypriniformes, Danionidae.
AGGCUGAGCUGCGCGCGAGCUGAGAUGAUGGCGAGCGCGCUCACAGCAUCACCAUCUCUCUAACACAGAGCAUUCAUCAGCGCAGCUUCUCAACGAUGGACGGCAAUGUCUUCCCCGACCAAGAACAGCUGCUGGCGUUCCUGAAGAAACUCAAAGAAGUGUUCGAUGUGUGCGACGAGGAUGCCGACGGAUAUAUUCGGGUUGAGCACUUCGUGGACCUCGGUUUACAGUUCGGCCAAGGAGAUGAAGUGAAGAAGUUUGCCAAGUACUUGGAUCCCAACGCUCACGGCAGAAUAAACUUCAAAGAUUUCUGUCAUGGAGUGUUUGCAAUCAAAGGCUGUGAGGAGAUCCUAAAAUCGGCACUUGGGACCCCCACCAUCGCAGCACAGCCGUACCAGACAGACAAUGGCUACUACUAUCAGCACCAGGAGGGGAGUCUGGGACCCCCCAUCAUUGUGUGCACACGUCCGUACCCAGAGUGCCAGCUGUACUCGGACGAGGAGGGAAUGGGUGGACGGGACAUGCAGGAGUCAGACAUGGACAGUGCUGCGGACAGCGGAGCAGGAUCUGAAUCUUCUGAAGGAGGACGGCAGGAUGACAAAGAAGAAGGACUGGGGGGAUUCUUUUUACGUGGAAACAACUGUGGUCAGAUGGUGUCGUCAGCUGCAGCCUCAGUAAUCUCAGUGGAGGAGCAGUUUGAGGACUAUGGAGAGGGAGAAGAUGUGGACUUCACUCCCAGCAGCCCCAUCCCAGAUGAUGAUACUCGCACCAAUGGUUUCUCUGACCUGGGCUCAUCUCUACCAUCCAGUGCUGGUCAAACCCCUCAGAAGAUCCGACACCUGUACAACAGUGAGCUUCUGGAUGUUUACUGCUCUCAGUGCUGCAAGAAAGUCAACCUGCUCAAUGACCUGGAGGCCAGACUCAAGAACCUCAAAGCUAACAGCCCAAACAGGAAAAUUUCCAGUACUGCUUUUGGCCGUCAACUCUUCCACCACAGUAACUUCAGCAGCAGUCAGGGCAGCACUGAAGACCUGUUCAGAGACAGCAUUGACUCCUGCGACGUUGACAUCACCGAGAAGGUGAGCUAUUUAGAAAAGAAGAUAUCUGAGCUGGAGAACGACAGUCUGGCUAAUGGAGAUCUGAAAUCAAAACUUAAACAAGAAAACACACAACUAGUUCACAGGGUACAUGAGCUGGAGGAGCAGAUCAAAGAUCAGGAGACGCGUGCAGAGCAAUGUUUGGAGGAGGAGCUGAAGAGACACAGAGAGGCCUACAGCAAGAUGGAGAGAGACAAGAGCACUGAGAUUGAACUGCUCAGUAACAGGGUCCAGCAGCUGGAAGAGGAGAAUGCAGAGAUGAAAGUGAAUGUUUGCAGACUCAAGUCUCAGACUGAGAAACUGGACCAGGAGAAGCAACGUAUGACGGAUAAACUGGAGGACACAAGCCUGCGUUUGAAGGAUGAGAUGGAUCUGUACAGGAAGAUGAUGGACAAACUUUGGCAGAACAGACAUGAGUUUCAGAAGGAACGAGAGGCCAUGCAAGAGCUGAUUGAGGACCUGCGGCGUGAGCUGGAGCAUCUACAGCUCUUUAAACUGGAGACAGAGAAGCCUGGACGUGGACGUACUGCUGCUGGACUGUCUGAAUACAACGCCAAGACUCGAGAGAUCGAACUGGAGCAUGAAGUAAAAAGGCUUAAGCAGGAAAACCAUAAACUCAGAGACCAGAACGAUGAUCUGAAUGGACAGAUUCUCAGCCUCAGCCUUUAUGAGGCCAAAAACCUGUUCGCUUGUCACACCAAGGCCCAGUCGCUGGCGGCGGAGAUCGAUAACGCUUCAAGAGAUGAGCUGGUUGACGCUUUGAAAGAACAAGAGGAGAUCAACUUCCGUUUGCGGCAGUACAUGGACAAAAUCAUCCUGGCCAUCCUCGACCACAACCCCUCCAUUUUAGAGAUCAAGCAUUAGACUGCAGAGCUGAGAAAAUUCCUGAAAUUUGCCUGCGCUUUUCUUAAAUUACAUGUGUUUUCUUAAAUUUCAACAAGCUCUCGGCCACCGUAAGGAACCCCACUAAAUUAUGAUCAUAAUACAGUGUGAUUAAACAUAAAGAUUAUGCUCUGUGUCUCUAUUAGAACAAUGUGUGGUCUUAAAUCUCAAAUAUAUGCAAAUUCAGACACUAGCUUUAAAAGUUUGGGGUCAUUGAGAUGUAUAUUUGUAAUAGAAAAUAAACCUGUAGAGCUACGAUGCACUGAAUUAAUCAAAAAGUGACAGAGAGUUCAAAUACAAGAAUUUCAAAUACAUGCUGUCUUUUUAAACUUUCUAUUCAUCAAUCUAAUUUACAAUCCCGCAAAUUUGUUUCCAGAAUUGUAAAAAAAAAAAGCUAAAUAUUUAAGCGCAAAGUCAGCAUAUUAGAAUGAUUUCUGAAGUAUUGUGAUUUCUUACUCUAAAGACUGGAAUAAUAACGCUGCUUUACUUCAGGUUAAAAAUCUUACUGACCCCAAAACUUUCCAACAGUAUAUAUAGGCUAAAUAUGAAAUAAUAAUAAUAAAAAAAAGAAAAUUCUCAGUUUCUCUGGAUUCACAACUUUCUGUGAUCCAAAUUUUUAUUUGUAUAUUUAACGCAUAAAAAACUUUUUUUCAUGUUUUCUCACAUGAAUAAAUUAACACAGACACAAUAACAAUGUUUUAACUUCUUUCUUUUAAAAAGAGUUUGUGGAAUAAUCCUGAUUUUCAAUCAUUCAUUCAUUUUCUUGUCAGCUUAGUCCCUUUAUUAAUCUGGGGUCGCCACAGCGGAAUGAACCGCCAACUUAUUCAGCAUGUUUUUACACAGCAGAUCCAGCCGCAACCCAUCCAUGGGAAAGAUUUUCAAUCACAGCAAAUUAAUUUAUUUGAAAUUUCUACCUAUUUAUAAUUUUAACUUAAUUUUAAUUUUAAAUCUAACGACAACAUUUGAAAUUGCUAAAGACAUGUCAUUAUACCCUUCCCAGUACUGGGAUGUGGCUGGACGGGCAUCCGCUGCAUAAAAAAAAAAUAUAUGCUGGAAUAGUUGGCGACCCCUGACAAAUAAGGGACUAAGCCAAGGGAAAAUGUGUAUCUUAAUAAAUGAACACAGAUGUUACCAUCUAAAUCAAAUGAAUCCAGACAAGCUGAGAAUUUGAAUAAAUUCUAAAUAUGUUCAUAUGUUAAUAUUGUACAUCAGUGCCAUGGGUAAAGGAAGCUGCACAGUUAACUGUCAUAAGCAAGUGCUUGAACUGUACAUCCCAUGAAUGUAUCACCACACUCACAGUAUUCCGUAUUCCCCGAUUCCCAUCUCUUAGAUUUAGCCAGUCAAACACGACGUGAUCAUCACAGUAUCUUCGAUUCUUGUGUAGUUUACGGAAAGGAGCCAAAACUGCUACACGCUCGAUUGUCACAAACUAGUUUUGCUUUGUUGCACAAAUUGUACUGAAUCUGUUUCUUUGCAUGGUCUUAAUCUCCUUCUGUUUGUGUUUCCUUUAUUUGGAAUGUAACAAUGACUGUUUUUUGGAUUGUUUCAAAAACUAUUAAUCAUUUAUAGAGGAGCUUUUAUAUCUUUCUGUUGGACUUGUGUUGUAGCAUUUUGUUUUUCACUCAUUGUAAAUGUUGUACAGAGACUAGUUAAUAUUUGUAUUGAUGUGCCACUCAUCAACUUUAAUGAAUAAAGGAAAGGCUGUCUUUUAUAGUUUUAUGAGAAAACAGUAAGUUAGACGUGCGACCAAGUAAUGUAUAAAUCAUUUGUAACUGUCACAGACAAAACUCAUUCUUCAUUAUUAAUUUAAAGAAAGGAAAUUGGAUUUUAAGCUCAUAUUAAAACUUUAAUGUUUCAUAUGAUUUCUGUUCAACACUUGGAUGACCAAACCCUGACCCAGUGUCGUUUUUUCUUUUGCACAUUUUAAGGAGUCGUGCUGUGUCUGUGUCCACUGCUACAGGUUAGACAUUACACAGUUUGUGGGUCAUGGUUAAGACAACCUUUUUAAUUUACUUUUUUUUUUUUUUUUACACCUUUUCUUUGGUUGUUAUAGAAAAGCAUAGACCUUUCUUUUGUCCAGUGUGUGGGUAUAUAACUAGAUCACUAUUACUUGUUUAUAUUUCACAAGUAGGAAAGGACAAAUGAAAAUAAAAAAGCUUUCAGAAAAUUAAACAAUUGCCUCAAAGUUAUGACAAAUUUGAAAUGUACAAUAAAUGACUUGUUUGGCAUGAUUUGAAA